GUUUACGGCAGUGAAAACGAAACGAUAGAAAAAAAACGCUUGGCGUUGCGGUGUUUUGCUAUCGCGGGUUUGUACAGCAAAUAUAGGGAUACAGUGAAAGAUUGCAAAAUAUGGCAGAAGUACAAAGCAAUGGUGCCGAAAAGGAAGUCGACGUGGAAAAGCCGGCACCAACCCUUUCCGGUCCGAUUGUGGGCAUCAUCUAUCCACCGCCGGAGGUGCGAAAUAUCGUUGACAAAACGGCCAGCUUCGUUGCCCGCAAUGGUCCGGAGUUUGAGAGCCGCAUCCGGCAGAACGAGCUCGGCAAUCCGAAGUUCAAUUUCCUCAGCCCGGGCGAUCCAUACCAUGCGUACUACCAGCACAAGGUGCAGGAGAUCCGGGAAGGCCGCACGGAUAGCUCCUCCGGGGCGGCGGGCGGUCAGGCCGGUUCCGCUGGAGGACUGCCGAAGGCGCAGGUACCGAAUGCGACACAGCAGAAGCAGCAGGAGCUGCUGAAAGCCGUCACCGAGCAGCAGUUCGUGCCGAAGGAUCCACCGCCCGAGUUUGAGUUCAUUGCCGAUCCGCCCUCGAUUUCGGCCCUGGAUCUGGACAUUGUGAAGCUGACGGCACAGUUCGUCGCCCGCAAUGGGCGCCUCUUCCUAACCAACCUGAUGAACCGGGAGCAGCGCAACUGCCAGUUUGACUUUCUGCGCCCGCAGCACUCCCUCUUCCAGUACUUCACCAAGCUGCUGGAACAGUACACAAAGAUUCUGGUGCCGCCGAAGGACCUUAUGAACAAGCUGAAGGUGGAGAGUGCACCCGGCCGGAGCAGCAUGAACGUGGUGCUGGAGCAGGUGAAGUAUCGCGCCAACUGGAUGAAGCACCAGGAGAUGCAAAGCCGCCGGGAGGAGGAAAAGGUGGAGCGGGAGCGUAUUGCGUACGCCCAGAUCGAUUGGCACGACUUUGUGGUGGUGGAGGUGGUCGACUACCAGCCGUACGAGUCGGGCAACUUCCCGCCGCCGACCACGCCGGACGAGGUCGGGGCCCGGGUGCUGAUGGAGGAGCGCAUGAACGAGGAGGAUCACGAUAUCGAGAUGCAGAUCGAGUCGGACAACGACGACAGUGACGAGGAGCCGCGCCGCGGACCGGCCGAGGGCAACGGACAGGUGAAGCUGUCCCAGAUGGAGAAUCUGGUCGGCAAGCAGCAGCAGCAGCAGAAGGACAACACCCAGGUGCAGGACAUGGACGAAUCGUCCACGUCCGGCGACGAGGAUGGCGAACGGGCGAAAUCGCUGCCCGCCCCGGUUGCCCCGCCGACCCACGACAAGGUCAUUGUGAAGAAGUACGACCCGAAGCAGUCGCAGAAGGUGGCGAAACCGGUGCCGACCGGUGCGGCGGACGACUAUCUCAUUUCGCCCAUCACGGGCGAGAAGAUCCCGGCGGCCAAAGUGGCGGAGCAUAUGCGCAUCGGGCUGCUGGAUCCGCGCUGGGUCGAGCAGCGCGACAAGCACAUCGAGAAGGUGGCCCAGGAGAACGUGUACGCACCGGGGGCGGCCAUCGAGGCGAGCCUGAAGCAGCUGGCGGAGCGGCGUACCGAUAUCUUCGGCGUCGGUGACGAGGAGGCCGCCAUCGGUAAGAAGCUGGGCGAGGAGGAACCCCGCAAGGACGAUCGCGUCACAUGGGAUGGGCACACGUCGAGCGUGGAGGCGGCCACACGUGCCGCCCGGGCGAACAUUACGCUCGAGGCGCAGAUCCAUCAGAUACACAAGGUGAAGGGCUUGAUACCGGACGAGGAGAAGGAAAAGAUUGGUCCCAAGCCGAUCCCGGGCUCGAUGUCGGCCCCCUCAAAGCAGCAGCAGCAGCAGCACCAGCAACAGCAACACCAUCAUCAGCAGCAGCAUCAUCAGCAGCAACAGCACCAUCAACAGCAGCAACACCAUCAGCAUCAGCAACACCACCACCAUCAUCAUCAGCAGCAGCAGCAGCAGCAGCAACAGCAUCAUCAGCAUCAGCAGCAGCAACAAAAUGCCCAGCUGGCCGCCCAGAUGCAGUCCCAGAAGGGCAUGUCCCAAAUGCCACCCCAUCCCAUUCCACCGCCCGUACCGCCGAUGAUGAUGAUGGCGAUGGGGCCGCCACCGUUUGCCGUCGGAGCGUAUGUUCCGCCGAUGGCGCCACACGCCGCCGCACCACAAAUGCCGCCGGGCGCCGGUGUUCCUCCGGUUGUGCCCGAUCCGCAGCAGCAGCAGCAGCAACAACAGCAACAGCAGCAGCAGCUCAUCCCCGGACACGACGGUGGGCAGGCGAUGGAUGAGCCGCCGAACAAAAAGUCCCGCACCGAGGACAAUCUGAUCGAGGAGAGCGUGUUCCUGGAGCGGCACGGUGCCGCCGGCCCGAUCACCGUACAGGUGCAGUGCCCGAACAUGACCGAGAAGAACGACUGGAAGCUGAACGGACAGAUACUGUCGCUCACGGUCAAUCUAACCGACACGGUCAGCUCGGUCAAGGCGAAGGUGCAGACGGAAACGGGCAUGCCACCGGCGAAGCAGAAAAUUUUCUACGAUGGCAUGUUCUUCAAGGAUAACAACACGAUCGCCCACUACAAUCUGCUGAACGGUGUAACGGUCGCGCUGCAGCUGAAGGAACGUGGUGGACGCAAGAAGUAAACGCAUCAAGGAAAUCGCCUUGGACAAGGAAAUGAGACGUAAAAACUACGCUACGCGCAUUUGGAGUUUUAAAGAUUCUAUGCAGAAAACACUAGCAGGGGAGUCAAAUUAUAAUAUAGUAGGUAACACUUUUGAGUUUGAGAGUGACACAUAACCAGCCGCAUGCACUUUUGAUGGAAAAUAGUAAUGGCAUUUUCCGCUGCAUAAAGUAAGGUUCUUCUAAUUAGCAAAGUCGUAUCAGGUCGAUAUGUAUAUGAGCAUCAUAACUAUUUCGGUACGAUGUGUAAUUAAGCUAUAGGUGCGUUCUUGUAUAAAAUAAACACAGUUGAUUGUAAUUCUAGCA
This is a messenger RNA of Anopheles merus, 2982 nucleotides long. It is a transcript of the gene Sf3a1, whose product is annotated as splicing factor 3A subunit 1. The record is from RefSeq and is a predicted model, not a curated record. The transcript is spliced from 3 exons. Gene Ontology annotation, cellular component: catalytic step 2 spliceosome; U2 snRNP; U2-type prespliceosome. NCBI's taxonomy places the organism in Eukaryota, Metazoa, Arthropoda, Insecta, Diptera, Culicidae. Gene Ontology annotation, molecular function: protein binding; RNA binding. Gene Ontology annotation, biological process: regulation of alternative mRNA splicing, via spliceosome; mRNA cis splicing, via spliceosome. The coding region runs from base 111 to 2639 and encodes 842 amino acids.